Messenger RNA from Laetiporus sulphureus 93-53, 3799 nucleotides. RefSeq lists its product as uncharacterized. The record is from RefSeq and is a predicted model, not a curated record. Gene Ontology annotation, cellular component: mRNA cleavage and polyadenylation specificity factor complex. Bases 57 to 3608 code for a protein of 1183 amino acids. The transcript is spliced from 15 exons. Lineage: Eukaryota; Fungi; Basidiomycota; Agaricomycetes; Polyporales; Laetiporaceae.
GUUCCUCCGCCGCACAUUUUCGCGCAGUUUAUCGUGAGCGACGUUGAGCGUGUGGGAUGGCCAGUAAUCCGAUAGACCCUCUGCAAGCUCUUUCUGCCGCGCUAGCAGUGGCGGCGGACUCGAAGGAACAGGCUGAUCUUCUGGGAACGUUACGAGAAUCGCUUGAGGCUCACCCUGGCCCAAUACCUGUCCUCUGUACCACUCUUAUCAAAACCGUGUCGGGAGCGGGCGACUCGCUUCUGAAGAGAUGGGUUAUUGAUCUUCUACACUUUGCCAUCUGUCGGUCAAACUUGUCUGUUGAAGCGCGUACACAAUUGGCCGCUCAAUCUCUGGAGACUUUGACUGGACUAUUGAACGAUCCGAACCCGACAACAGUGAAGGUUACUGUGGAAUGCUUCGCCACUGUGUACGCGCUGCUGUUCCGCAUGCUAUGUUCAAAUCGAAAUGCUCGCCAACAAUGGGAUAUGCUGUCGCAGGCAAAGACGCGGAUCUUGGAGUUUGUCUGGGCACCCCAUGUCAGCGCUAGUAUACGGUUCGCGGCAGUCAAGUUCAUGCAGAGGGUGAUUCUUGUUCAAACACGGGGAAAUAAUGACCCCAGGUUGCAGAAUAGGAACGAUCCUAAUCUCUCGAUGUGUCCAUCAGACCACCCUUUCAUUAACAUCGCUGCGCUCGAAGCAGAGGGGCUCAAACUUCUAGAGAGCAUCAUAACAAUAUUAUAUACCAGCAGUAAUCCCGAUAUGUUGUCCGCCAUUAUCAACAGCUGGGCAAUGCUAGUGAAACUCAGGCCAGCAUUGGUUGAAGUUGUCGUGUCCACGCUCGCACAGUGGACACCGGCCAAGCUCGAGGGCCAGUCUGCAUCCGCCAUCAAGAGUGUCGAGAAGGCUGUCCGCAUACUUCUAAUGCAUAUCUCACGGACACAGCAAGGCGCAUCAUUCUCAGCCCAGAUUCACACUGCACUCGCUAAUCAAGGAGCCAGGAUGGAUCAAGCAGCAGCCGCAGAAAAACAGCGCAAAGCAGCCGUAGCAGCCGUAGCAGCCGAAGCGUCGCGCAAACGAUCGCCUACAGGUACACCAUUGCAGGAAGGGCCGGAGGCAAAGCGACCGAAGUUGGAAGAGGGCGCGGCGUUCUCUAUACCAACGACAGGAUUUGCCGGCUUUGACUUCACAACCCUGCCAGCUGCCCUUGUCACCGACCUCAUCGUGGCAAAUAUCCAGACGUUUUCCGAGGCAAGCCUCACCGGUCUUGUUCAAGCAUAUCGACAUAGCAGAACGCAAACUAAUGGCGCCGCAUCAACAUCUGCAGCGUUUCCCCCCUCUGCUCCCGUUUUCGCCCCGAGUGCGGCUGCUCCAGUGGUUGCAGCGAGUGUCUCAGAAGCACCUGCAAAACCAGAACAACGAUUGCGGAGAUCUGCCUCUCCGCCUCCUGCAGCCCCCCUCGUCACGAUCAAAGAGGAACCUGUGGAUCCGCUCAAGAUGGACAUCGAUGAAGAAGAGCUCGAGUUUGAGCCGGACAAACUCAACGUCGAGCUUUCAGGCGAAUCAGAGGCAGUACCAGAGCAUGAAGCAGCCCUGGACCGUGAGAUGGACCUUACGGCAGACUUGCACCUUGCGGAGUUCAAACUACCUCCACCAAAAGACCUCUCUUCAGAUGAACGGGAAAUGAUCGUCCGCGGUUCGCUCGGGCGAAUUUGGGAUGGAGCAAAAGACCUUGCUCCCUCAGAACUGGCGGCCGAGGCCGAGGCUGUUGGCUCGUCCACUGCAGACACGUGGAUGUUACUGAUCGUGAGACUGGUCACUCGCGUAACGGAUCCUGCAGGAAAGGAAGACGGUACCGAGAAGAAACCCGAGGAGAACAUUAAUGACGCAGUCUCGGAGAUCUAUGCGCAUCAGGACAGGCUAAGGCAGACGCUCUGUAACUACAUCAUGGCCGAUUUUUCUAGCAGGCUACGUCUUGCUACAACGUGGAUGAAUGAAGAGUGGUACAACGAUCGGAUACAAAAGUCCAGAGAUCGCGAUUGGGUUCCCAACUACGAGACAUGGCUAAAUCAGAUUGUUGCGGCGUAUCAAGCGCAUCUAGAUGGCAAGGAUCGGACAUUUUCACGCUUCCUGCUUGAUCUUCCGCAUGUACCACCUGAUGUGUUAACUCUGCUGAGGGAGUCUUGCAUCGAGCCAGAACGACGGCAGAUGGGCUUCGCUGCACUGCGUGAAUUUAUCUCACAACGACCAUCGUUACGCGCUGAAGCGAUGAAUAUGCUCUUGGAACUCACAACUCAUCCUGACAAGGUGACACGGGGAGCCGCGAUAAAUACCGUGAAGAGAUGGAUACCCGACAUUCAACCCAUGGACAGCAUGAUUCGUGAGUUCGCCCUGCAAUUGCUACGGCGGCUGCAAUCUCGUCCCAAGUCUGCCAAGUCCGAGGACGUCCAUAUGAAUGGCGAGCAUGAUGAGCACAUGGAAGAUGGUCAGUUGCCUCAAGAGGAUAUCAUUCAGACGCCAUACUUGCCAGAGCAGCUGGAGUUGCCUGCAAAUAACGCACAGGUCCUACAGCACCUUGAGCUCCUCUUCGCAUUGUCAACGAAGGUUCCUGAGUUCCUCGACGAGAUCUUCGCUGCUUACGGCGGCAUGGAUGAGAGCGUGCAGGAGACAAUACAACAGCUCAUAACACCGCUUAUUCGCGCACUGGGUCCAAGUCAUGGUAGAUUGCUAACGCUCUUACGGACGUUCCCGCCAGGGGCGGACACGCUUGCGCUGCGCGUUCUAACCAUCUUCACCGAACAUGGGCGACCUAGUGCGCAGCUGGUCACUCUCGUGAAGUCUCUCUACAGCGAGCGAGAACUCGACGCACGAUUCCUCAUACCUAUCAUUGCAGAGAUGGACAAGGCGGACAUCUUGCGGCAUCUGCCGCGUAUUGUCUCUAUUCUGAACGGGAAACCCGAGCCCAGGAAUCUCGUUCGUUCUGUAUUUAGCUCAGUCGUCACGACACCUCCGCAGACCUUCGGCAGCGUGACGUCAAACCUGCCCAGAGUGCGGCAAAGUGAGCUACUGACCCCUGCCGAGCUGAUGGUCUUAUUACACGAGUCGGAGAAGGAAAUUGGGUUGAAAGCCGCGAUAGAAGCGGUUGGCAUAUGUUUCUCGAUGACGGAUAUCUUCCGGUCUGAAAUUCUAGCGGUGGUCAUGAAUCAGCUGGUGGACGAACCAGUCCUGCCAACGCUAUUCCUCAGGACGGUGAUUCAAGCAGUGACCACAUACAGGUCCCUUGUCGGCUUCGUGUCCACGACCCUGUUAUCGCGGCUAAUCACCAAGAAGAUCUGGACGAACCCCCCGUUGUGGGAAGGUUUCAUCCGCUGCGCAAAGCUCAUAGCGCCUGCCAGCUUUGGCGCCCUCCUACAGCUGCCGAAAGACCAACUUCGAGAGCUUGUUGACAAGCAACCGAGUCUGAAGGCGGGCCUGCGUGAGUUCGUGUUGAAAAAAGGCGUCAACAAGGCCCGGGUUGCAGGGUAUCUUGACAUCUUCGGGGAGGACGACAGCAGUACGAAUGGCAAUACCGAGACUGCAUCCACUCCCGAAGCGCAAACGCCUCCGGCUGCGUCAAGCUCUCCUGCACCAUAAGAUACUGUUUUGCCUACUCAACUUCGAUGUACUUAUGCUUCUGGUGGUAGUCAUGAUAUGAUACUUAGCACGGCAAUUUAGUGAGCGGCAUCGUUUUAUGUAGUAUCCAGUAGUGCUACCACAUCUUGCACUGUAUAAUAGACCGGAACACAAGCACGAACAGAGAGAUGGCUGUCCACGCUAAUCAAUAG